UAGCCUAGGUGCAUGUAAUCUUUUUAUCUCAAUUGUACAUGCACGGUGAACCUAUUAACAUUUAUCCUAUACUCAAUCAACACAAAAGAUGAACUUGAUGUCCAUAAUAAUAAAGAGGCAUGCAAUGCGAUAGCUACCUUGUACCUUUACACUGAUAAUCUCCAGCCAGAACAUACAAUCAGGUUGAGUGUGAGAUAAGGCAAGCCAGUCCUCUGGAGGUUUUUAAAUGUGACUAAGUCUCUGAACAGGGCAGAGUGCAUUCUGAAUCAAAACAUUUGUAGAGUCUGUAAACAACCUGAAGCCUGAAGAAUCCAGGAAGAGAUGCAGUAUGAUUAUGGAAAAAACAAGAAGGAACACCCUGAGCCUGUAAAAGCAGAUGUAAAAGGAUCUCUUCCUGAUUGGCUGCAAGGCACUCUUGUGCGAAAUGGCCCAGGUCUCUUCUCAUUUGGAGAGACUUCUUAUAAUCACUGGUUUGAUGGAAUGGCGCUCUUGCACAGUUUCACAAUCAAACAUGGAGAGGUUACAUACAGAAGCAAGUAUCUCAGAAGUGACACGUACAACAGCAACAUGGAAGCCAAUAGAAUCGUAGUUUCAGAAAUGGGGACCAUGGCAUAUCCGCAUCCAUCCAAAAACGUGCUCACCAAAGUGAUCACCUUUAUCAAUCACACCGUCCCAGACUUCACAGACAAUUGUGCUGGUAACAUAAUAAAAUAUGGAAAUGAUUAUUAUGCUACUUCUGAAACCAAUUACAUUCGCAAAAUUGACCCAGUGACCUUGGAGACUCAAGACAAGGUGGACUACAAAAAAUAUAUUGCUGUAAGCCUUGCUAUAUCUCACCCACACUAUGAUAAAGAAGGAAACAGCUACAACAUGGGAACGUCAAUUGCAGACAAGGGCAAGACCAAAUUUGUGAUAUUUAAGGUCCCUGCAGUUGAACCUGCUGCCUCUGAUUGGACUCCAGCCUUGAAGAAUGCUGAGAUCAUGGCUACGAUUCCUUGCCACUCACUCCUCACUCCGAGUUAUUACCACAGCUUUGGCAUGACAGAGAACUUUUUCAUCUUUAUUGAGCAACCCUUAAAGCUGGACAUUGUCAAAAUGGCCACUGCUUACAUGAGGGGGGUGAGCUGGGCUAGCUGCAUGAAAUUCCAGCCUGAGCAUCAAGUCCUAAUUCACCUCAUUGACCGACACACCAAGAAAGAAGUUGACGUGAAAUACUCCACAGACACGAUGGUGGUAUACCAUCACGUCAAUGCUUUUGAAGAGGAUGGACACGUGAUAGUUGACGUGAUCGCUUAUGAUGACUACGGCCUAUACGACAUGUUCUACCUGGACAAGCUGAAAGAACGAUCUGCAAGCAGUAAUAAAGUCAAGCCACAAUACAAACGCUUUGUGCUGCCACUUGCUGACAAGUGUGCCGAGACAGGAGAAAACCUGGUCAAGUUGAAAUACACGACAGCGACUGCCGUGAAAGAGAAAGAAGGAAAACUACUCUGCAAGCCAGAGGUUAUGAGUGAAGGCACUGAAGUUCCCAGAAUCAAUUACAAUUACAACGGACAGAAGCACAGAUAUGCUUAUGUGACCGACGUGGGGACUCCAACAGCUACAAAGGUUAUCAAGUUGGAUGUUGAAACAAAGCUGCAGGUUGAAUGGAGCGCAGAGAACUGCUGGCCUUCUGAGCCUGUGUUUGUUCCUAGACCUGGUGCGAGUGAAGAGCAUGACGGCGUAGUCCUAACUACAGUCAUAAACGGUAAUCCGGGUGAGUCUGACUUUCUUCUGGUGCUUGAUGGGAAGUCGUUCCAAGAAAUGGCCCGGGCUAGCGUGAACGUGGAGCUGCACAUAGACAUGCAUGGCUUAUUUAUACCACAACAUGAUAUUGAACCUCCACGUGCUGCUAAAGAAUCUUCAACCCGCUGUUGAAUAUGUACUUUGGACUAGAAUGUGUUAGUUAGUUUAACUUAACUAAGUGGACUAAAUGUUAAAGACGUUUCAUGGCAUUAUGAAAGAUUGUCUAUAGGGUCACUUUGGAUACAAGGUUCUUGCAGUAAAUAAAUGGGGCACUAUAUUAAUAUCAAAAUGCAAAGCGUUUUGUAUAAUAAAAAACAAAAAUCAGAAGUCCUGUAAAGUUUUGUGGUUUCUUGCACUGUAUAUAAAGCAUGGGAGCAGACAACAGCAGAUGAUGAUAUUGUGUGUGUGAUGUAUGUAUGUGAAUGUAUGAUUGAAUAUGCUCUGUAUACAGUUGUCGCUCAAAGAUCUGAAUCCAAGAAAAAAUUCCCCGUGGGGACAAUGAAGUACAUCUUAUCUUAUAUUACAAUACUUUCAUACAGGAAAAUACAGUACAAGCUAUUUUGCAUGCUGUCCCCAUGGGUUUUCUGUGGUUUCUGUCCACCUCCCAAAGACAAGCCAAUAAGACAAAUGCUUCCAUCUAUUUUCUUGUACUGUUUCUCCUACACAGGGUCAUGGGGAGCUUGGACACAAUCACGCACACACACACAUUCACACACUACAGAGAAUUGGAAAUGCCAAUCAG
This is a messenger RNA of Ictalurus furcatus (blue catfish), 2527 nucleotides long. It is a transcript of the gene bco1, whose product is annotated as beta-carotene oxygenase 1. The record is from RefSeq and is a predicted model, not a curated record. Lineage: Eukaryota; Metazoa; Chordata; Actinopteri; Siluriformes; Ictaluridae. The transcript is spliced from 11 exons. Gene Ontology annotation, biological process: carotene catabolic process; retinal metabolic process. Gene Ontology annotation, molecular function: carotenoid dioxygenase activity; beta-carotene 15,15'-dioxygenase activity. Bases 322 to 1917 code for a protein of 531 amino acids.